AUGGGUUUCGUUGAGGAUGAGCUUCGGCAGCUCAAAGAGGUCAUCGGCAACCUCGACUCUCGUAUCAAGCAGCUCGAGAAGCGCGCCACAGGCUCUACUCCGUCAACGAAAGAAAUCCGCAUGAUCAUCAUGGGACCUCCUGGAGCUGGCAAGGGAACGCAGGCACCAAAUAUCAAGGAGCGGUUUUCUUGUUGCCAUCUGGCUACCGGCGACAUGUUGCGUUCGCAGGUUGCGAAAAAGACUCCGCUCGGGCGGGAGGCGAAGAAGAUCAUGGACCAAGGUGGCCUUGUCAGCGACGAUAUUGUUAUCGGAAUGAUCAAGGAGGAGCUGGAAAAUAACAAGGAAUGCCAAGGAGGUUUCAUCCUUGAUGGCUUCCCUCGAACCGUUCCGCAGGCCGAGGGCCUCGAUGCCAUGCUUCAAGAACGAAACCAAAAGCUGCAACAUGCUGUUGAAUUACAAAUUGAUGACUCGCUUCUCGUCGCUCGCAUCACCGGCCGUCUUAUCCACCCUGCAUCGGGCCGGUCGUAUCACAGCACCUUUAACCCUCCCAAGGAGCCUAUGAAAGAUGACGUGACGGGCGAACCUCUUGUUCAGCGAAGCGAUGAUAACGCCGAUGCACUGAAGAAGCGUCUGGUUACGUAUCAUAAGCAAACGACGCCCGUUGUUGGCUACUACCAAAGAACUGGCAUUUGGAAAGGCGUUGAUGCCAGCCAACCCCCUGGACAGGUUUGGACAAACAUGUUGGAAAUUCUCGAAGGAAACAAGAGUCACAGCUCUAGCUUGCUGAAUCGAGUUACUGGCAAGAAUUAA
This is a messenger RNA of Ustilaginoidea virens, 810 nucleotides long. RefSeq lists its product as uncharacterized. The transcript is spliced from 4 exons. Gene Ontology annotation, cellular component: mitochondrion; cytoplasm. The coding region runs from base 1 to 810 and encodes 269 amino acids. Gene Ontology annotation, molecular function: ATP binding; AMP kinase activity. Gene Ontology annotation, biological process: ADP biosynthetic process. The record is from RefSeq and is a predicted model, not a curated record. Lineage: Eukaryota; Fungi; Ascomycota; Sordariomycetes; Hypocreales; Clavicipitaceae.